UGCUUUUGUGUUUAUUUAUCUCGAUAAGGAGAAGGGAGAAUAAUGUUGAAGACUGUCCUUUUUCCAGUCAGUAGACUGUAAUGAGAAGUAUUUCCUCGCAGUCUCAUAGCAGCUGGGGGACUAGAUCGAUCAUGGGCCCAAGGAGUCCACAACCUUUAAAAUUUAGGUUUUUUUAAUUUUUACCCCAUACUUACACCAAACAAGAUCUAACAUAGUUUUUAAAUGCAACAAUGGAUUUUAAAAUAAUUGAGAUUAACAAAUUUGUUGAAGUAUUGUGAAAAUUAUACCAGAAACAUAGAAAUGUAUUCAUAUGCGAUCGCACUCAUGGAUAAGAGAAAAUAUGAAUACGAGAUCGCAGACUUUUGAAUUGGAAGUGGAAGGACACCAGGUCGAUGAAGCAGUGGCGAGCAUUUUCCAUACAGUAUUGUUUCAUCGGUCGCUCGGGAAGUUCAGCUACAAACAAGAAGGGAGUUACUCAGUGGGAACAGUAGGCUACGAAGAUGUUGAUUGUGAUUUCAUCGACUUCACCUAUGUCUGCUGUUCAUCGUUCAACUUGGACAGGACCCUGAAAAAGGAAAUUUCUGGGUUUUCGGAAGCGCUGAGAGGGAACGACGGACCUGGCUCGGGACAGAUUUCGCUUGAAUUCUUUCAGAAAAAGAAAACGAGAUGGCCGUUUCAAUCGGAAUGCAUACCUUGGGAGGUCUGGAAUUUGCGGCUAGAACUUAUCAAACUGAAUACCGAGCACGAAAGGCAACUCUUCAGGGAAAAGGUGGGUGAACUUUUAACAGAAAAGAUACUUUAUGUCGCUGAGGUGAUGAACCGGCAUGAUUAUGUGCCAAAAAUGCCAAAUCAAUCAGAACUGGAUUUAAUAUUUGACACCACUUACCCAGAUAUUCAGCCUUAUCUUUUUAAACUGUCAUUCACUACAUCUGGCCCGACUACAUCUUCAGUAGGAUCAACAGUUAAAAAAUUGAUUAGGGAGACACUGUCUUUGUAAUUUAUACGAUAUUUAAAAAUGUGUAUAUAGCGGUUUAAGUCGUUCGUGUAUAUAUUGUAUAACAACUCGAUAUGUCUAUUAAAAAUAAAAUUAUAAAAUUAUGAUUUUUAAAUUUAUUUCGGAAAAUUUGUAUAUAAUCCAAAAGUGAAUUUGGUGAAGAUUAUUUUUUUAAUUUGUGUCUAUAAUUUUAUUCUUCUCACUUUGUUGUAUUUAUUUCCUGCCCUAAGUCGUAUCGUUAGUUUGUUCUCUCGUAAAUUUAAGAAAGUAAUUUAUUAAAAUGUACAAUUAACUGCUAAUUUUGUAAAUAAAUGGGUCUAUUUUUACAAAUGAGACGUUUCAAUGUGCAAAAUUGUCGCAAUUUAGUCCAAGUUGCUUGCCGUAACUUGCAUGUCAGAAGAUAAAAUGAUUUUUGCAAUAUAAUUAUGUAAAUACUUAAAAUUGUUGAAUGUAUUACAAAAAUAAUGAGCAGCUUAAUGUCUUGUUUUACUAAUUGUGAAAUGUGUGCCUACAAUGAGGUGAUGUAAUUUCCAUACAUUUUUUUUCUAUUUUGCAUAGAAUAAACAUUUUUAUAUCAAAUGACCAAAUUCGAAGGUACAUUUUAUUAAAAUUUCAAAUUUUAUUUAGAUACUAAAAUUAGUCAAUAAUUGGUAUUAUUUUUCUAGAGCUAGAACCAUUUUUUAGUCAAUAGAUUUAUAUUUAAAUAGAACUUUAAUUUUACCCAAAUGCAAAUAAAGGACUUUUUUGCAUUUGAAGUUAUAGAAACUGUAGUUUCAUUUCACUAGCAUUUAUCCACUGAUUGUGCAAAUAAAUUUUACCUGUUCCAUAAUCGUAAGCAAUUACGUUGUUUCUUUUUUAUUAGUGUUAAAUGAUUGAAGAAAACAAUAUCAUAAUUUCCAUGGGUAAAGUUAAUUUUGAUUUAUAAAUUUCUGUAAUUACUUGUCUUCAAAAUAAAUUUCACUA
Messenger RNA from Cimex lectularius (bed bug), 1957 nucleotides. RefSeq names its product autophagy-related protein 101 (gene Atg101). The coding region runs from base 311 to 997 and encodes 228 amino acids. The transcript has 2 exons. The record is from RefSeq and is a predicted model, not a curated record. Lineage: Eukaryota; Metazoa; Arthropoda; Insecta; Hemiptera; Cimicidae. Gene Ontology annotation, biological process: autophagy; autophagosome assembly. Gene Ontology annotation, cellular component: phagophore assembly site.